Messenger RNA from Oryzias melastigma (Indian medaka), 2281 nucleotides. RefSeq names its product glial cell line-derived neurotrophic factor. Gene Ontology annotation, molecular function: glial cell-derived neurotrophic factor receptor binding; receptor tyrosine kinase binding; growth factor activity. Lineage: Eukaryota; Metazoa; Chordata; Actinopteri; Beloniformes; Adrianichthyidae. Gene Ontology annotation, biological process: peripheral nervous system development; negative regulation of neuron apoptotic process; positive regulation of branching involved in ureteric bud morphogenesis. The record is from RefSeq and is a predicted model, not a curated record. Bases 368 to 1120 code for a protein of 250 amino acids. The transcript is spliced from 2 exons.
UGUCUAAUUAGAAACACGUGUCCCACACAGAACCGGCCUGACCAGGUAUCGUCUGUGGGUGGAGACGGGAGCACAUCGAGGAUGGAACCAGCAGACGUCCCCACCUCUCCACUUUUCUUUCGCCUCACUUUUUCCGUUCAAUCCUGAAAGAGGAACUCUAAGGUGACGCUGAUUCUGUGGAGACUCUAUGAAAACAUCAGCGAGGGAUGAUGUGUUUUUGUCGUUUCUCUUGAGGAGAACCCUGCUGCUUUAGCGUUCUUUGCAGGAUUCAAGUUUUACACUUUACGGCUUUCUUUUUUUUUUUUAAUAGUCAAAUAUCUUCUAAGUGUCCGUCGCGCCAUGUCCUUCUGUCAGACUGGAGUGGACAAUGAAGUUAUGGGAUAGCCUGACCACUUGUUUGAUUCUGCUGAGUGCGGUGCGCGCGAGCCCGCUGCGCACGAGCCGGCAGAAGCCUCUGCGCGCGGCGGAGAGCGCUCCGGAGCACGCGCCGGUUCAGAUCCGUCUGUCUGUGAUUUCCCCGGGAUUCUUCAUCACUGAUACAGAAGAAAGAAGCCAAACUCGGAAGAGAGGAGCAAAAGGCACCGUCAUGGAGGAGCCCUAUCCAGACAACUUUGAAGAUCUUAUGGACUUCAUUAAAGUUACAAUCAGUAGAAUACGGCGCUCCUCGUCCUCUGGGAGGUCUCCGUCUACCUCCUCUCCCUCUGCCCCAACAGGAAACACGAGGACUCGACACAGACGGGAAAGAAAGAAGGGGCCAAAGGAUAGGAAAGUUAAAGAAGUAACAGAGGAUGUGGGCAGGAGGAGCAGGGGGAAAGGUGGCAGUGGACAGGGCUGUGUGCUCAAACAGGUCCAACUCAAUGUGACAGACCUUGGUCUGGGCUAUCACUCCAGUGAGGAGAUGAUAUUCAAGUACUGCUCAGGACCCUGCAAAAAGUCCUACACCAACUACGACAAAAUCCUCUUGAACCUCAUCCGCAACAGGAACAUUCCUCUCAAAGACACACCCCUGCAAGCUUGCUGUCGACCAAUAGCGUUUGACGAUGACCUCUCCUUUUUGGAUGACAGCCUCGUUUACCACACUGUGAGGAAGCACUCUGCAAGAAAAUGUGGCUGUGUGUGAGAAGGAGGGAGGCCUUCUCUUCAGCUUGUGUAUGUUUUGAAAUUUUAAGUUUCAUUUCAUUCUUUGGAGAGUCUGCCUGCAAGAGUACGAGUGCUAAAUCUUUUAAAUAUACAGGUGGUUUUAUCAGUUUUGCCCCAAAGCCUAUUAAGCUAAAGCUCAUUUCUUCAGUCUAAAGUGGGGCUUAAAGUUCAGUCUUUAGGGUUUCUGGAGAUCUCACGAAAAUCCCGACGAGAACCAAAAUGAUCUGGUCAAUUCAUUUGGUGUAAAUGUAUUUAUUAACUUAUUGAUAUUUAUUUUAUUUUAUAAAGUUAUUAAAUGCAGUUAUUGUUGUAAUUAUAUAUUAAGAAAAACAAGAGUAGGUCAGAUUAAUAUACAUGAAAGCCCUAGAGCACACUAUAGUUUUCUACCCAAAUAUUUGAACAGUUUAAGCUUAUUUAGGUUGUAUUCAGACUGGAAAAGUCUGUUGGUCUGACAGUCUGCUUAAUUCGGUUUGAACGAGUCCUGAACCUUGCCUUUGGUCUGCAUCUAAAUAGAAGCAUGUGACCAAAGAUCUCCUCAGUCAUUGGCCAGGAAUUACAAGGGCGGGGCAAAGUAACAAUCAAAAGAAAUCCUGCUUUGCUGUCCUUGUCGGAAUAGUCCACUUAUUCAAACUUUAUAUUUUGCUGACCAAAUUUGAACAUCUAUCAACGUCAGGUACAACACUUUUUACUUGCUAAUUUGGUACGUGGAGGCAUGCUACAAGGUGAUUACUGAGGAGAUGCUUAGAAGGUGCGCUGAUAAGUGUUUAUGACAUAUAGAUUGUCAGGAAACAGUUUGAGAAGCAAUGUGUAUCAUGUUAAAAGUAUUUCUAAUGGUGUUGCAUUUAUCUGACCACAUUUCAAUGAGUUGCUGUUUCUCCGUGUCUAUCCAUGGUCAACACAUUCUCUCUCCCAGCUCGUCAUAUCUGGAUGUAUGGUUUGGGCCUCCUCCGUGUCACUUUUUGAUGUUUUGGGUGUCUCCAAUUCUUUGUUUUUUUGACUUGCUAGCUAUUCCCAUUAAAUCACCGGCCCCCAACCCUCAAAACGCGGUAACGGACGCAAAACCAGUACUGGGUUAGGGGACCUGUACCAGGACCAGUCUGCGUCCUGAAGGUAGGGGACCUCUGAUAAGUGUCUGUGGCCU